AUGAAUUUGACUUACAGCAAACCCGUUCUUGCAAUCAGACAUCAUCUGCAGAAAUAUUUGAAAAGGUUGUUUUUAGAAAGAAGUAAAUUUCUUGCCAACUUGUUAGAACAAAGAGAGUGCGUGGCUAAGGUUGAUGUUCUAAGCACACCUAUUGCGGUCCACUUUCCUGAUGUACAGUCCAAAUUGCUUGUCAAAAUUUCUUCAGAAGUGGACAGCAAACUGGACAAAGUGAAAAACUUAAUAGAUCCGCUAAAGAAACAUCACUCUGUUGUAAAUAAAGCCAGAACUGAUGCCCUCAAUCUUAUCCGUAAACAUCCCAGUGAUCUGGAUUUCAACACUUUGGCCGCUGGUGAGCCUACUGUACCGCCACUUAUCAUCAUGCUUGAUUGGGUUGAUACAAUUGAAAGGCAAAUACGAGAAAUUUAUUACACAAGAAUGUAUUAUCUGGAAAAUAUACUCAGCCCUGAGGUUGUCAACUCAGAGAAUCUGGUCAAACUGUGGUCAGAGAGUGUACCAGCAUUGUUAGACACUGUCAGAGAUUGCCAAGAACAAAGCAUAUAUUUUUUACAAGAGAAAUAUGCAUGA
Molecule: messenger RNA, 585 nt
Organism: Candidula unifasciata
Lineage: Eukaryota; Metazoa; Mollusca; Gastropoda; Stylommatophora; Geomitridae
Source: the annotation of a GenBank genome assembly